This is a messenger RNA of Clupea harengus (Atlantic herring), 1037 nucleotides long. RefSeq names its product CD151 molecule (gene cd151). Lineage: Eukaryota; Metazoa; Chordata; Actinopteri; Clupeiformes; Clupeidae. Gene Ontology annotation, cellular component: plasma membrane. The record is from RefSeq and is a predicted model, not a curated record. Gene Ontology annotation, biological process: cell migration.
CGCGGGGACGACCAACCCUCCCACGGGGGGAAGAGACAGACUCGCGCUCCGGGGCUGGGCUGCGCCACAGCGUAGGGUAGCUACUUCCCCCAACAAACACGGACUAACGGACUAACGGACACGCUCGCUGAAAAGCCUUUCUGGACUGUCAGGAUAGAAGAACUUUGGACCAAGCAUGGGGACAGAAGAGAAGACAAACACUUGUGGGACUAUCUGUCUGAAAUACCUGCUCUUCACAUUCAACCUCAUCUUCUGGUUGGCAGGGGGCGCCGUGGCUGCAGUGGGCAUUUGGACCCUGGUGGAUAAGAGCGAGUACAUCAGCCUGCUGGCCUCCAGCGCAUACUCUGCGUCUGCGUACGUCCUCAUCUUGGCGGGGGUUGUCGUCGUGGCAACGGGGAUCCUUGGUUGUUGUGCCACCAUUAAGGAGCACAGGGGAUUUCUGAUAGUGUACUUUGUCCUGCUCCUGUUUAUCUUCCUGUUGGAGAUCACGGCGGGGGUGUUGGCGUACGUCUACUACCAAGAGUGUUUCCCUCUCUGCUAUCAGCUGAGUGAUGAGCUGAGAGUCAACCUGAAGGAGAAGAUGGUGAAUCAGUAUCAGCAGCCUGGUCAGGACCAUGUCACACAGGCAGUGGACAAACUACACCAGGACCUGAAGUGCUGUGGCAGUAACAACUUCACUGAUUGGAGGGAUGGGGAGUGGAACAAGGCUCUGGCUGGUGAUAGGGUGGUUCCCGACAGCUGUUGUAAGACCCCGUCAGAUCUCUGUGGACGCAGACACCACCCCUCCAACAUAUACAAUGUGGAGGGAGGCUGUAUCAGUAAACUGGAGGAGUUCAUCCUGCAGCACCUGCAGAUCCUGGGCGGGGUUGGCAUAGGCCUCGCCUUCAUCCAGCUGGUGGGGAUGAUAUUCACCUGCUGCCUGUACAGGAGCCUGAAGGAGGAGCCCUACUGAUCACACCUGUGCAGGACUCACCCCUUUUCUGGAGCAUUCUCUGUGUGUGUAUAUGUGUUGUGUAAAUACGAUGACAGAAGAUGAA